This is a messenger RNA of Molossus molossus (Pallas's mastiff bat), 429 nucleotides long. Its product is annotated as keratin-associated protein 9-3-like. Lineage: Eukaryota; Metazoa; Chordata; Mammalia; Chiroptera; Molossidae. The transcript has a single exon. Bases 1 to 429 code for a protein of 142 amino acids. Gene Ontology annotation, cellular component: keratin filament. The record is from RefSeq and is a predicted model, not a curated record.
AUGGCCUGCUGCACCACCAGCUUCUGUGGGUUUCCCAGCUGCUCCACUGGUGGGGACUGUGGGUCCAGCUGCUGCCAGCCCAGCUGCUGUGGAACCAGCUGUGGGAUGGGCUGCGGGACCGGCUGUGGAACCGGCUGUGGGAUGGGCUGCGGGACUGGCUGUGGCACUGGCUGUGGCCAGGCUGGUGGCUGUGGAGCUAUGAGCUGCCGCACCAGGUGGUGCCGCCCUGACUGCCGCGUGGAGGACACCUGCCUGCCCCCCUGCUGUGUGAUGAGCUGCACCCCCCCUACCUGCUGCCAGCUGCACCAUGCCCAGGCCUCCUGCUGCCGCCCAUCCUACUGUGGACAGUCUGCCUGCCGCCCAGCCUGCUGCUGCUACUGCUGUGAGCCCACCUGCUGUGAGCCCACCUGCUGUGAGCCCAUCUGCUAA